Molecule: messenger RNA, 838 nt
Organism: Pocillopora verrucosa
Lineage: Eukaryota; Metazoa; Cnidaria; Anthozoa; Scleractinia; Pocilloporidae
Source: RefSeq, a predicted model, not a curated record
GAAGAUGUCAGCGUUAGUCACUCUCCUUGUCCUUCUUACCAUCCAUUCCGCUGAGACAUGUGACACUUUCAAACCAAUCAAAAACUACGUGCUGACUGGUCACGUGAUUAAAACCAUCCGAGACGCCAACUUCGAGAAAUGUACAUAUCGCUGUGAGCUUGAAACCAAAUGUUUCAGUAUUAAUCUUUACACAAAGACCAGCAAAUGUGAAUUGAACUAUGGCAGUAAGGAAAUGUUUCCAAGUGAUUUCAAGGAGGAACUGGAUGCUCUUUAUAUUCAUAACAUCAGAAAGGACACCGGUGAUCCGUGUAAUGCGCUGUACUGCUUGCACGGCGGCUCUUGCCAUCCGUUUCCACAGCCAAACUGCAUGUGCCCCGUGGGAUUCGUGGGAUCGAUCUGCCAAAACAUUACUUUAUCCCUAGAGGCCAUUGGAAUCCAAGACAAUAAUAUUAUCUUUGACGGUGAACUUACGUCCAGUACAGCCGCUGUUGGCCAUGAAGCAUGGCGGGGCAGGCUACAUGGUAAGGGCAGCUGGAAACCAGUUUUAAGUGACUCGGACCCACGCUUCGAAAUCGGCACUUUCGAUCCAGCUGUGAAGAUAAGUUACAUUGCAACUCAAGGAUCUCCUGAUCAAGACUGCUGGCCGACUUCUUUCACGUUGCGAUACGAAACCGCUGGCCAAUCAAAAGAAUACCCCCAGAUCUUGGCAGGCAACAUUGACAGAAAUACAGUGAUAUAUAACCCCUUGAAACCGGCUCUUGGCAACGUGUCGAAAUUAGUUAUCAGACCAGUUUCCACGAAUGGCUGCAUAGGUCUUAGAUUAGAGCUUUAUAAAUGA